Molecule: messenger RNA, 3671 nt
Organism: Melanotaenia boesemani (Boeseman's rainbowfish)
Lineage: Eukaryota; Metazoa; Chordata; Actinopteri; Atheriniformes; Melanotaeniidae
Product: Na(+)/H(+) exchange regulatory cofactor NHE-RF2
Exons: 6
Coding region: 487-1704 (405 amino acids)
Biological process (GO): protein localization to plasma membrane
Cellular component (GO): apical plasma membrane
Molecular function (GO): signaling receptor binding; protein-membrane adaptor activity
Source: RefSeq, a predicted model, not a curated record
UGGUCCAACUGAACGAAUGUUCUUCGGCCAGUUGUUAUAGAUCAAUGUCGACAGAGGGAGAUGAGCGAUUGGUGAUCCCGGUCGCUUUCAUGGUGUCUGCAGUGAUAUUAAUGACGUUCUGGUAGAGGCUCUAAAGUCUGUGCGCGCUGCCACGGAUCAAUUUUGGAGUCGCCAGCAGCGCGCCCUAGCCAGGACACAAGACACACGAUCUGCUGGACUGGUUGCAUCUUGUCCUUACGUUUUAACUUUACUGCUUUUUUUUGUUUUAGUCAUUAUUUUGGUUAUUUUUAAGAGUGUUUGGAUUUUGUGUGUGCGUGUGUGUGUGUGUGUCGCUCUGAUCAGAAGGAAUUACCGUUUGCGCAUGGGGCAGAAAUGGUUUGGGGCACUGGACGUUUUGCCCUGCACCCGCUCCCCUGAACUCCCGUCUUUAAAUUUGCAUCAUACUUUUAACUGAACUCUGCAGGAGGUUUCAGACGACCGGAGGAAAUGGCUCACGAGCGGAAACCGCGGCUUUGUAUCAUGACAAAAGGGGAGAACGGGUAUGGAUUUCACUUGCAUGGCGAGAAAGGCAAAAGCGGGCAGUUCAUCCGCAAAGUGGAGCCCGACUCCCCUGCAGAAGCAGCUGGCUUGCUGGCCGGGGACCGAGUAGUUGCAGUGAAUGGAGUAAACGUGGAGAGAGAGACGCAUCACCAGGUGGUACAGCGGAUCAAAGCAGUGGAACAAGAAACCAGGUUGCUGGUGGUCGACCAUGAGACACAUGAAAGUCUGCGCAGUCUGCGCCUCACAGCCACAGAGGAGAUGGCCAUUCUUGGGACCGGGGCUCCUACCUCCUCCUCCUCUCCUCCAGCCUCCCCUUCUCCUGCACCAUCCUCGACCCCCUCCUCCCCUGCCAAGAAGAGGGAGAAUGGUUCAGUGUCCAAGCAGCCCAUCGCACAGAGCAGCCAGGUACAGAAGCCCACCAGGAGGUCUCCAUCAAAGGCUGCAAAGAAGGAGGAACUUGCACAGGCAGAAGCUCACACUCAGGCCCAGGCCCAGUCCCAGUCCCAGUCCCAGUUCCAGUCCCAGUCCCAGUCCCAGUCUCAGCCCCGGCCCCAGGUUGACCCAUCUGAGCUCGUUCCACGCCUGUGCCACCUUGUCCGGGCUGAGACGGGUUACGGCUUCAACCUCCACAGCGAUCGUUCACGCCCCGGCCAGUACAUCCGUUCCCUGGACCCAAGAUCGCCAGCAGAUUGCGCUGGACUCCAACCUCAAGACAGACUUGUUGAGGUGAAUGGUGUGAACAUAGAGGGCAUGCGGCAUGCAGAGGUAGUGGCCUUCAUAAAGAAAGGGGGAGCUGAAACCUGGCUAUUGGUGGUGGAUCCAGAUACAGAUGAACACUUCAAAAGGAUGGGAGUGGUCCCCACAUUCAGCCACGUCAAAGAUUAUGACGGUCCAUCCAUAUCCAAUGGUUCCCCCAGCCCUCAGAUCAAUGGCAGCUCCACCACGCAGUCUAUCAGGUCCACACGCUCUGACAUCAGCAGCCAGGGCAACAGCACGCAGCUGGCGGAUGACGAAGGCGGCCGGCUCUUGGACCCGUUCGCUCUGAUGGGCCUGACACUGAGCGCUACGGCAGCAGAGGAAAAGAUAAAGGUCCAUGCCAAGGAAAAGAAGAAAGCGCCACAGAUGGACUGGAUGAAGAAAUACGAGCUGUUCAGUAAUUUCUAAAACAUUCCUCUUCAACAACAUUACAAAGACCAAAGGACGGAGCUCUCUGCAGCCUCAAGUUGCCACAGAGAACCAAGACGACAAAUACAGCAGAUAAUCAUAAAUUACUGGAAUAAAUGUGACAUUUUGAAGCCACAUCAAAACCUAUUUGACUUGUACUCUUCCAUUGACACAAUGAAAGUGCUGAAUAACUGCAAAACUGUGUUUAUUUUGAUCAAAUCACAGUGCUCAGAAGAAAGAUCAUCUUGAAAACCUUUACACAUGGACUGCUAUCAGAUGAGACAUUUCUGACAUGACUAAUGCAAAUUUUCCCUGUUCCUCAACAUUUUUUCUUUACUUUAUUAAUCCCAUUUCCCCCUUCUCGUUUAGAGACUCAUUACAACAGCUAUUUUUAUAUUUAAAAGCUAUUAACAGCUAUAAAUAAAGACUAUCCCAUGAGGAUGGACUGCCUUUUGAAGAGGUUUAUGGACACUGUGACGUCAACGAUUGUGGAUAUUCUGGGAGUUUUUAACCAUCGGUCAGAAGAUACCCAAAGCUGGCAGAAGAUCACUGUGAAAGGGUCAAAAUCUUCCACCUUCAUCCAAUGCAUUCCUUUUUUUGGCAAAGGAUGCUUUUGUCUUGUGUGUCCUACAUGUAUUUGUAUCUUCCCAUUAAUUAAUGAACUCAUCAUCAGUGUAAGCCCAUAUGCAGAAGCUGAACCACCUCAGAUCACCGCUUAUGCUCAAAAAGAAUGUCUCACUUAUUUAACACUACUAGUUAAAAAGAAAAUCUAAUUCCCACAUGGAUAAUAAAGGGAGGCACUGUUAACAUUAAAGGAGUGCAGGCAUAUGAAAGGAAGUCAAGUCUGUCGGUGGAUGCAUUUGCAGGCAUGUUGUGUACAGCAGGGGGCAUAGCUACAUCACAAAUAGAGAGGCUUUCUGCUAGUUAAACAAAUUAAAAGUUGAUCCAAAGGUCAUUCAUCAACUCAUAACGUCCAAGAAACCCAAGGCACAUUGAAGUUUCAGUAUAUUCCCAGUGGUAGAUCAGGAAAGGCUCAAACAGAGGCUGUGAUUUAAAAGGGAUGUGAAUUAAGCUUUAUGUGGUCGCUAUUUAAAAUGUUUGAUUUAAACGCAAGUUGUCAAAAGUGAAAGUUUGUUAUGACUGCGUAAAAACAUGUGGAUGGAAAAUGUAAUUGCAGGCCAAGUACCCUAUGUUAAUAAGUCAGUAUUAAGUAUUCUCUCUCUUUUAUAGAAAGAAAUAUGAGGAUUUUAAGGGAAUUUCUCAGAAUAUGAUAGUCGAGGAAAUGCACAGUCUUUCUUUGUGGAAUGAGAAGAGAAAAAAAAAAGGAUAAAUGAGUUUCAUCAGUGGUAAAGCUGUCUUGGAAGAAGGUAGUGUAACUCCUGAAGAAAGUUUGCUUAUACUAUAAUGUUGAACCGUUCUUUUCAAUAAACAAAGGCCGGGAUCUGUGCUUAAAGGAUAUUGGAGGGCAAAAGCCCAAAGGGGGUUUAGGUAUUGAAUCGGCUAAAAUGUGAGCAGAGUUUUCGGCAGGUUUUGGGGUGAAGAGAGUGUCGGAGAAGCUCACAGUGAGGUCAGAGAUGCUCUGGAGGAUCUUGUGAAAGAGACUGUGGGAGCCAUGGAGAUUACUGGGGAUUAUUAUGCACACAGGAACAGCUGUCAUACACAUGCUCACACAAGUUUGUGUGUUGAGGAAGGUAUACAUGCAGUAAUCCAAGCAAUGUUAAUGUAGUGCAUUACAGUAAGUGGAUCAGAGUUAUGUGUAGUCUUUUUUUGUUUUUUUUGUACUCAUUCACACACUCAGUUUUCCACCCUUCAUUCAUAUGUGAACAUCAGUCUGUGCAGCAGAGUUCGCUCUGCAUGCUCCCACAGUCACAGCAAAGCAAUCUCUGUCACUGUUGCUGAUGUAUAUACAGUAAAAUCAAAUAGUAUAUGUUGCAGGUUGCAUUUUUCAAUAAAGUGUGACAAUUGCA